Malus domestica (apple) is the source of this 1420-nucleotide messenger RNA. RefSeq names its product large ribosomal subunit protein uL3m. Gene Ontology annotation, molecular function: structural constituent of ribosome. Lineage: Eukaryota; Viridiplantae; Streptophyta; Magnoliopsida; Rosales; Rosaceae. Gene Ontology annotation, cellular component: mitochondrial large ribosomal subunit; ribosome. Gene Ontology annotation, biological process: translation. The record is from RefSeq and is a predicted model, not a curated record.
GGAACACACAGAAGAGAAACAUCCUCUCUCUCUUCCUAAAGUCCUAAAACCCUACUGCGCCAAUUCCCCAUUGCGAUCUCUGCAACCUCCUUUCGGGGUUUUACACCGCGAUAUGCCAUCAAACCCAUCACUCAACUAAACACUCUUCAGAUUUCACGGCGGCCAUGUCGGCAUUAUCGAGAGGCCUCAUUUCCCGCCUCCGCCUUCUCUCGCUCAACCCCUCCCCUUCUUCUUGCACUGCUACUCCUGCCGCUAAUGCUAUGACGUCGUUGACGCAGACCCAGUGCCAUUUCUUCAGAUGCUUCAGCUCCGAGGCCAUGGUGGACGCGACGGAGGCCGUGGCGGACAGGAGACCGGUUAUUGAAGCGAAGCCCGGCCCCAUGAGCCCGGGUUCGAAGAGGACCGGGCUCAUAGCCGUCAAGUGCGGGAUGACUGCGCUCUGGGACAAAUGGGGCGCUAGGGUUCCGAUAACUGUGCUCUGGGUCGAUGAUAAUAUCGUCUCUCAGGUCAAGACCCCUGAGAAGGAAGGCUUCCCUGCUCUCCAGAUUGGUUGCGGACAGAAGAAAGCAAAACAUUUGACAAAGCCAGAGGUGGGUCAUUUCCGAGGUCAGGGUGUUCCACUUAAGAGGAAAUUGCAUGAGUUUCCUGUAUCAAAUGAUGCGCUCCUCCCUGUUGGUAUGGGAAUUGGUGUUCGCCAUUUUGUUCCAGGCCAAUAUGUUGAUGUCACAGGAAUCACGCGAGGGAAAGGUUUCCAGGGUGGAAUGAAAAGACACGGUUUUAGUGGUAUGCCAGCAUCCCAUGGCGCAUCUCUGUCGCACCGAAGUAUUGGUUCUACAGGUCAGAGGGAUGAUGCUGGAAAGGUUUUUAAAGGCAGAAAGAUGCCGGGGCGCAUGGGUGGGAAACAGAGAACGGUGAAAAAUGUAUGGGUCUACAAAAUCGAUCCUGCAAGGAAUUUGAUGUGGGUGAAAGGCCAAGUCCCGGGUGCUGAAGGGAACUUCGUUUUCAUCAGAGAUGCUUUCUACAAGAAACCUGAUGUUUCAUCGCUACCAUUUCCAACCUACUUUGCUCCAGAGGAUGAGGAUCCAUCCAAGUUAGAACCGCUAGUUGCUGAUCUCGGAGAAGUAGAUCCGUUCAUGGUGGCAGAUUAACCAGGAGCUGAAUUUGAAUUCCCAAAGGUACUAGGUUGUUGAGUUAUGGCCAAUCGACAACAUUUCUGUCGCGGCCUGUCUGAGGCUAUUGAUUUGUCUCGUUUUCUUUCAUCAAAGUUGAAUUUUGGUAUAGGAAUAAGCUGGCGCAGAGGCUGUAAUAUUAUAAUUGAGUUCAUUUCAACCUCAGAAUUGAGUAAUGACAUCCACAAAUGUUUUUGAUGUUGGAACUUGCAACCAUGUUCUCAAAUAAAUGUGGCGACUUGAAAAUUUCA